UCGAAAAUAUUUAAAAGAAUCAUAUUGUUUUCUUAGAAUUGUCCAUUAGGUUAUGCUAAAAUGAUAGCUCUGAGAGGAAGUGUACCUAAUCUCUGUACAUCUACAAACUUAACACAUGUUGGAACUCUUCCAUCAUUCUGUUCUGCAGUAUAUGAUAUGAGCUUUUGUUCAAAAAUACAUAAUUGUCAAGGAAAUAAACAAUAUAAAGGAAAUCAAAACAAUCAAUAUUUAAAAUUAGGGAAAAAGCGACAAUUAAGGAAUAGAAUAGAACAUGAACAAAAAGCUAAAUCACAAUCAGAUCUUUCUUUAAGAAGACGAGAAUUUUCUCCUUGUUGUUCCCUUCAAUAUUUACAAGACAUUCAAAAAUGGAAUGAAUGUCAAGCAAAGACUGAGGAACGUUUAAAAAAGUUAGAAAAUGAACGUGGAACAUUACGUAUGGAAGUAUCAGUUUUAUCCGAACAAGUAGAUGCACAAUCUAGUAAAAUCCAAGAAUUGGAAAAUAUGCUUAGAGAAAAGAAAGAUUCUCUCAGAAGAAUGGAAGAGGCAUUACAAAAAGAAGUACUUUCAAGAAGUGCUUUGGAAACACAAAAAUUAGAACUUUUGAGUUCUUUAUCAGAAAUGAAACUUAGACAAGCAAGUUUAGAACAUGAAAAUCUUGCACUUCGUAAUACAAGUCCUAUAUCAAAUGGAGAAAAAUUUGGAAGGCAUACCACUCAAUAUAGUAGUCUUCCUAGGCCACCGAGUUCUUCAAAGAAAGGUGUAGUGUUCGGUAAGGUACCCAGUUUAGUUUCUGGAGCACACACAACAGUACCAUUGGCCAUUAAAGGAGCCUCCGCGAGAUGCCUGUCUGCGCCUACUCUAGCUGAAAAAGAAAAAACUAUCAUAGGAGAUUCAAAUUCUCGAAUAGCAUCGAUUGCUCAAAAAUCUUUGAUGGAACUUUCAAUGGAAGAAAUUGAAGAUUGGCUCGCAAAUUUAGGAUUAGAAUGUUACGCGGGCGAAUUGAGACGAUGGGGUGCUACUGGAUCAAAAUUAUUAGACUGCUCACAACAACAAUUAGAAAAAGAAUUAGAAAUUAAAAAUGUUCUUCAUAGGAAGAAAUUAUUAUAUGCAAUAGAAUCCGAAAAAUUUGAUGGAGCUGAAUUUCUUGGAUCAGAUAAGAUGGAUAAUACUGCAGUUUUACGAUGGUUAGAUGAUAUUGGAUUACCACAGCAUAAAGAAGCUUUCCAAAAUGGUAAAGUUGAUGGGAGAAUGUUACAUCGACUUACCACUGAAGAUCUUUUAAAUCUUGGAGUUACUGCACAAUUACAUGCUGCAAGUCUUAGACGAGGAAUUCAGGUAACAACUUAUUUAUUUUAAAUAUUAUAAUAUCUAUAAAUUAAAU
This is a messenger RNA of Apis dorsata (giant honeybee), 1381 nucleotides long. Its product is annotated as liprin-beta-1-like. Lineage: Eukaryota; Metazoa; Arthropoda; Insecta; Hymenoptera; Apidae. Gene Ontology annotation, cellular component: presynaptic active zone. The transcript has 7 exons. Gene Ontology annotation, biological process: neuromuscular junction development. Gene Ontology annotation, molecular function: protein binding. The coding region runs from base 61 to 1356 and encodes 431 amino acids. The record is from RefSeq and is a predicted model, not a curated record.